This is a messenger RNA of Notolabrus celidotus (New Zealand spotty), 7843 nucleotides long. It is a transcript of the gene ark2cb, whose product is annotated as ring finger protein 165b. The record is from RefSeq and is a predicted model, not a curated record. The transcript has 8 exons. Bases 3111 to 4226 code for a protein of 371 amino acids. Gene Ontology annotation, molecular function: zinc ion binding; ubiquitin protein ligase activity. NCBI's taxonomy places the organism in Eukaryota, Metazoa, Chordata, Actinopteri, Labriformes, Labridae.
CAAAAGUCUAAACUCUGAAAAAAGGGGGUGGUGAGGGUCUCCAAGGAUAGCCUUUGCCUUCUGAGUGGCUCUCACUUGGUAGAUAUGGCCAAGAUUACUUUACUGGGUAUUCCUUCUGACUAAACAUAAACAGCAGUCCAUAAACUUUUAGACUGGAUAGUUUAACCUGAAGACACCUCUCUCCUCAGCUCAACAGCAGCGCCCCCUGCCUCUCCUUACAACAAAUGACAUGUCUGCUUUUGUCAACGACAGCCGAGAGAGUCAGACAGUCGCUCCUUUUGGUUUGCCUGUGGUGCUUAGCCAGCCAGCAACAACCAGCCGCCUGAAUGUAGAUCCGCAUGGGCUACUACUACUCUAUCUCUCCGAAUAACCCAGCGGAAUCAUAAGAUAAGGAUCCCAGGAUGGUCUUAGUGCAUGUCGGAUAUCUGGUUCUUCCCGUAUUCGGCUCAGUAAGAAACAGAGUAUGGAGGCUGGCUCUACAUUCUGCAUUUAUCAGAUCUUUGUCGUCCCCCCCAUUGUGUAGCUAAUGAUCAUCUGCUGCUGUGUGGUGUGGCGUGGCCUCUGCCUGUUCUCUGCAUUUAGCUGUAUUGUGAAUCCCUUCUUCAUUUCCUCUUUCCAUCAGAAGACGACAUUGGUAUUAAAAAAGCACCCCCCCCCCUUCCAAGAUGUACUCAGCCAUAGACUUUCCAUGUUAUGCAGACUAAAACAAUAGCUAACACCUAGUAAAGAGCACCUUUUUGUCUUUUUUUUCUGUCAAAUUGCUGUAGCACUGAGUGAACAUUUUAGCUCCUUUUUUAGAUUAUCAGUUGAAUGUCAUUGUGUACCUCCCAUCCAGUCUUGAUAGACAACAUGCUGUAAAUUCCUGUAAAGUGGAUACAUUUUGCAUGAUCUUAAACACUGCACUGCAUUGUUGAACACCAGAAUUCGGCUCAUUUUCCUUCUCUUCACACAAGGUGCAAUGUACAUGAUUAAAGUGAUAAGAAAAGAAAAAAAGGCAUGCUAAUUGGAAUCAUGUGCAUGCCAGUAUUAUUAUUAUUAUUAAUAAACCCAGCAUUUUAGCAAAUGCUGUCAUGUGAUCACUUGAAAUGACCGAAGGUACACUGCACCUGCACACAACAACCUGCCAUAACUGUCUCCAUUUUUGUGUAAUCCUUUUGUUCCCCUUUGCAAAUUUCAAGCUUUGAAUCACACUGAAUUGUCAGGCUGUUUGACCCUUAUGGGCCAAAUGAACCUCUAAACAUUUUAAUCAAGCAAAACAUGCUCACUGGUGGUUCAUCACUUCCCAAUUUUCCCCACUAACAUGAGGCCAAAAUGCUAUCCAUUUCACAGGGAUGCCUAUUUUCCUGCACUGCUAAAGAGAUCCUCUAUUAGUAAUAACGUCUUUAUUGUUUGGUUGUGGUCUCUCUUUACCUUUUGUUCUGGUAAUAGUACUUUCAAUGCAUGGUCACAUUUAUGAUUCAUAAUUUUUGGUUUUUGUUUUUCUACAUUGACUAGUGAAAAUCCAAUGUAAUCUUUCUGUAGUAAAGAUGUACCCUGCUGUACUUGAAUCAUGUGCUGUAGCAAACACGUCUGCUCAUUGGAUGCCGCUUUUGUUCUUUUUAACCCUAUAUGGAGCAUGGUGGGCCUUGCCUUCAGUCUAUGUUGUUUAUUUUUGUUGCAUGGAUUUAUACUAUUAUUACAAACAAACAAGAAAGAAAAAAAUCACAGAUUCCACAUUUACUAAUAUUUUUCAAUAAAGAAUAUAGUGUUUUUCCUAACCUUCAGUGUGCUUCUUGCUGAUUUCCAUUUAUUGUCCUCCCUUUCCCUUGUCCCUACCUGCCCCCCUCCCCUCCCCUUUCCCUCCACCCCCUCACCCACCUCCUCUCCCGCUGUGACAAAGAUAGACAAAUUCCACGCUUCCUCCAUCACAGGGCCUGAAUGAGUCUAUCUGCUGUCAUUCAUGGUGAUCGUUUUUCACUGAGACGCUUGAAAAUGCAGUGUGCUUUGUACUUACAGUCUAGACUUGAGCCUUUGACCCACAGCAACAAGGUCAUCUCUUGUCCGCCCGGCUACACCGAUGACCUGUCAGGCUGAAAGUAUUGCCUGAGAGUCUUACUUUUUUUAUCUUGCCUGGGUGUGUUUUUAAAGCCAUACUGCAUUUUUCAAGCGUACUCCUAGUAAAUGCAAUGUAGACUUUGCCUAUUUCCUCGUAUUCAAAAAAGAUUUUCAGCUGUUUAUACAGAAAUCAUCACUUGUUUCACACCACGCCAGAAGGUUAAAUUUGAUCUUCGUGCUGGAAUUUUUCUUCGUCUUUAAAAUCUGCACAAUUUUCUCCUGUAACGUGGAAGGUUUGUGUAAAAUUCACUGCUCCAGCUAACUGCAGGCUUGUCAAGGCUGGCUUUUCUUAAAAGUUUCCAAUCAAAGCUGAACUUUUUACUGGAACGUUUUAGCCCACCAUUAAACAAAAGAGUCUUUUUGAGUUUAAGCACGGUAUUAAAACCAUAUUGUGCUCCAGCACAAGCUAGCCAGUCUUUUCUCCCCGUUGAGUCUUUACAGCAGUCUGUUCACAGCAGUCGCCAAAUAGCUGUGGUUGAAGAGAGAAAAAAAAAGCAUUCAAGCUAUUUCCUGUCAACUCCUGAAUGUUAACAGGGAGAGAAAACAAGAAGAGCUAUAGUUUAUGUGUUAGGCAGAAAAAUACAGCAAGUUUUGGUACUGAUGUGUAGUUAUGUAAACUUAUUGCCUGGUUUACUUUUUAUGAAGGGAGAAAAUGUUCUUUACAGUUAUAGCUAGAGACUUGGCAUCUAAACAGAUAGAUGUAUAUUUAGCAGACAGCCAGGUACUAAAGGUUUAACUGCGAGAGCACUGCCCCGCUGUCAGCUGCAGAAUUUACAACAGCUGAGCUGUGUUGAGGACCAUGUCCUAGUAGAUUUCGUCUGUUCUGAUGCAGUCUGUGAAUCAGAAGACCAGGAGUCGAUCCAGAGGUCGGAAAUGCAAUAAAAGAAAGCUAACACUUUGUGCGCAGGACCAAAAAAUGGUCGUCAUGUUCAUGGUACUUGUGGUAACCAUCAUUUUCCCACCCCCUUCUCACAGAAGUAUUUUUCACCCUAGGUAAGAGGUAGGGCUUCAUUAACAUGCUUUAUCACACACACAGUGACACCACAUUUCACCCACAAUUAAUUCCAGAUAAUCUCUCCCCUUGGUUGCCUGACUUCUUCUGCUUAUCCUCCACAGGAUCCCAUUUCAACCGGCAACAGACACAGCAGCAGCAGCAGCACAGCCAUGCUACCUCUUGCCGGCACUUCCAGUUAGGUCCUCAGGCCCCGCUGCCCAUGGACUUCCCCAUGCCCCACCCAGGGCAGCCACAGUCAGGCAUUAACCCCCACCUGGCCCCUCCUGGCCACCAGCAUGGCCCUCCGCUUCACCCGCCCCUCAACCCCCUGCCCGCCCCCCAAUUCCAGGACAUCCCUGCCCCUCCCUUCCUACCUCAGGCAUUACACCAGCAAUACCUCCUCCAGCAGCAGAUCCUCGAGGCCCAGCACCGACACAUCCUGCCACCCUCCAGCAGACGCACCCCAGAGAGAGUUCCACACCAGCCCCACAGACUGCGGCCUGGCUUUGAGUUUGCUCCCCCUCUACAUGUCCCUCCUCAGCCUGUGGUGCAGCAGCCCCGAUACCUGGCUGAGGGCACAGACUGGGAUCUGAGUGUAGACGCCGGGCUGCCUCCUCACCAGUAUCACAUCCAUCCUCUGCCACAGCACUAUCAGCACUACUUGACCUCUCCUCGGAUGCACCACUUCCCCAGAAACAAUGCCUCAACACAAGUGGUUGUCCAUGAGAUCAGAAACUACCCGUAUCCCCAGCUGCACUUGCUGGCUCUGCAGAGUCUCAACCCAUCUCGCCACGCGUCUGCUGUUAGAGAGAGCUAUGAGGAGCUUCUGCAGCUGGAGGACAGACUUGGCAGUGUAAACCGAGGAGCUGUUCAAACCACCAUAGAGAGAUUCACCUUCCCCCACAAGUACAAAAAGAGAAUACCCCAGGACCUGAAGAUGUGUCUGGAUGAUGAGGAGCUGGACACAGAUGAGAAGUGCACCAUUUGUCUGUCAAUGCUGGAGGAUGGAGAGGAUGUCAGGAGAUUACCCUGCAUGCACCUCUUCCACCAAGGGUGUGUGGACCAGUGGCUGGCCACCAGCAGGAAAUGCCCCAUCUGCAGGGUGGACAUUGAGACCCAGCUGACCCCCGACAGUUGAUAGCUCCUGUCGACCCCUGCAGCUCUGGAUCUGGAUCGUGUUAAUUCUCCGUCGCCCCCCUCUGGGAGAGGGGGAGGCUCUGCCAAACCACCCCUCCUUCCCUCUCUGCAUCUCUCCACAAGCCUGCCUUCUGAGACAGCUGUGACGGAGGGAUCAACAAAGCACACUCACCCGCAACACAACGAGGGAUGGGGGGUUGAUGCAUUGAUAGUUGGGCAGGACUGAAGGUUGGUUGAAUGGACUUCCGGAUGUAAAAGGUAGGAGGAGCUGACAUGUAUGGACAGAUGUGCUGAGGCUUCACACGAUUCUGUCAGAUUGUGUUUCCUGUGUACAUUUCUCCAUACGGCCACGAGAGAGAGGACACUCUGACUGACUACCAACCUGUGUGUGCUGUAUUAAGGCCACUUCUCUGCCACUAUAUCUAAACCCCUUUCCCCCGCAGGCCUGUGAAAAAUCCUUUAAGCUGCACUCUGCCCAAGCCCUCAGCACAUCUGUACAGAACAAUUUAAAAUGAUUAGCAUGAGGUUGUUUGGUGUGAACUCUUGUAGCUGAACGCUUGUGGUGUAAUGGAGUAUAGUACUGACAAAGUAUUUACAGAGUAACAGUGUUGUGUAGCAAGCAAAAGCCUUUUGAGAAAUAUGUUUGUGAAAAAUAAUCCUACAGAGAGGGAGACCACAGCUCUACCAGAGAGAGUGUUAAUUCAGAGAGGAAAGAGCUAGUUGUGUUUAAAAAAGGCCAAAAAUCCCUCUUUCUUGUCUAACACGGUUUUUGGAUUUACAGUUAGUAGAUGCCAUCAGAGUUGAUGCUAAACCCGCUAACUGCAGGCAUGGCUUCCAGUGAUCUGUGUAGUGUCGUAGUCGGGCCUCUAUAAUCUAGAGCAGAGGCCUCAGAUGUGCAUGCUGUAUGGCAGGCUUGGGCUGUGUCGUUAUAAUAUUGUGGAGCAGUAGAAAACAGGGACUGUGUCUGUGCAUGUGAACCGUAAACUAUGACUCUGACGAUCCCACUCAUUCAUAGAGGAGGACAAGAAUGCACCUAAUCCCCCCCACCCCACCCCACCACACCCCACCUCACCUCCCCACUCCCCCACCCCAUCCCUACUCAUCCAGAGUAGACCAAAGUUGCCCUUAGACACCGAUCUCACACCCAUGUAGCAUUUCUGUCCUGAUACUUGACGUUUCAAGGAUUCAAAGAGCUGCUAGCAGAUCUGUGUCUAACUGCAACUCCUCUGUGUUGCCUCGCUCAUGUCAUGGUGCGAUCAUGACAUGAGAGGCUGGCAUGGGCUUGAGGAUGCAGUGCCUGAGUCUUGCCAUCGGAGUGACUAAAAUCUGACAUUUGUAUUACCUUUUACCAGAACCUUAUUGCCUAUCGAACAAGCACAUGUGAUUUCUAUAUCCAGUGAAUCGCCUCUGUCGUGUAUCGGCUCCUUUUCAUUUCAAUCUAAGUUGUUGCUCCCGCUGUUUGAUAAAAAAAAGACUGUGUCUGGUGUUACAGGGAAAAUACAAACUAGUUUGCCUGUGAUAUUUGCUAGAAUGUGUAUGAUUGUCCCCCACCCCCCUUCCCCCAUGGUAGUAGUGUAUGGUAUUGCUAGAACAACUGUGAUACGUUCAGUGAUAGAAGCCGUUUUCUCUUUAUCAUGCAUGAACCAUGUCGGCGUAGUUCACUUGAAGGAGGGUGAAAGGGAGAAAAAGCCAUCCAUUUGAAAAAUACCAAACAAUUGUUCUUAAGAUUAUUAUUUCAACUGUCUUCUUUUCUGCCAUUGUUUUCUUUUCCUUAUUACUUGUCUUUUAUUUUUGCUCACAUGCCAAUCUGGACAUGGUACUAAUAUGCCAAGUCCCUGUCCAUUUUAACCAUAGUGAAGAAAAAGCUGCAAUGCUGCAAAAACAUAUUUAUUGUUGUUCUAAUGUAGCUUGUGUUUUGUAAAUGCACUAUAAUAUGGAGUUGCCUGAUUUUUUGGUUUGGUGGUGUGGGUUCUUCUUGUCCUAGAUUUUGUGUUUCUAUUCAGUUCCAAGUAUUUUCAUGCUUCCUUGUGUAUUAUUGGAGGGUAACUUGACUGUUUGUGUUGCGUUUUUUCUUUUUCUUUAAGUGUGAAACCUCCAUCCAAAAAACUACAGAUGGAUGAAAAUGGAGGUUUGCUAGUUCACAUAGAAUGCUGUGAUUAAAGAUGCCUUAAGUAUUUAACAAUCAUUAUUUAUUACUAACUGUAGCUAGCUAGCUAUUGUGGUGGAAUAUUUAAUGUCUCUAUCUCAUAACUUUGCAAUUUAAUCAAUAUAUUUAUUUAAAAUAACACAAAAUAUUAAAAAAAAGAAUACCUCAUUAUGCAUUGGUCGGUGGGGAUGCUUCUGCAUGCCGUCUGUGUUUUCUUUUCAAAGGAGAAAAAAAAGAAACCUGUUGAAAAUCUGACUUUGGGGGCUGGGGUGUUUCCCGACACAUUUUCUAGCCAGCAUGGUGCUGUUGAUCUGGAUUACAUUCCAUUCAUGUCACCUCUUUGUUCUCACUCUGAAGUUGUGUUUUUUGAUAAUUUCCCUGCUUGAUAUAAAGCAGAUUACGGGGAGUCAAAUCCCCUCCUUGUCUUAGUGUGGCUCCACAUUUAGCUUUUUUUUUGUUAUAAGAUACUGCUUUGUUUCCCAUAACCAGUCAUAUUUAAUUUGAUGUUUUUUAUUGUAUUAUGACCAUUUCAUGAUAUUCCAUCAUAUCUAGAUCUCAAUUCAGUGCUUCUUAUUAUUUAGGACCCACAUAACGAGCGCUAUUAUUGUUUUUUUUUGUAUCGCUGGCAAUUGCUUUGUGCGGGAUUGGGGAAGUAUCUAACAUGCUAACUUGAGCCAUUGGUCUUAUUGAGCAAAUUUCUGGUGUACUGUGGUUAUAAAAUAUAGAUAGCGUGUUUCACACCUGGGUAUAAUAAGCUAACUACGUUUUCGGUGUGCAUUUCUUAUUAAUACUCUACUAAUCCUGCAAAUUAAUAUAACAUGUAUUGGAUUGGAAUGACGCUGGCUGGUCUUACUAUUAUUAUUAUUUCAUUUCGUGCUCUCACUGGCCUUACCCCACGUCCUCCACAGUGUACCCCAUUUACUCCAGAGCGAACUGGACAGUAGCCAUAGUAUUAACUCAAGCUGAUGAACCGGAAUGAACAGUAGAACUUAAAGCACAAGCUUUUUAAUGCAUGUCCUUCUCAGGUUUUCCUAUGUGUAUGUGGGAGUAGCUCUGUAGACGUGUUUAAUAUGAUGCUGUACCUUCUUGAAUAUUUCAGAUGUUUCUUUGCUGCUGAAAAAUGUUGAUUAUUAACCUGCCAGUGAAAAAGGGAUGUGGCCAUCUUUGUACAACACACUGCUGUUUUGCUGUAACCGCGCAAUGUUUUAUGAUCUUGAGUAUUUUAUAGAAAAGUAGAAGUAUGUAUCAAUAAUAUGAAAGCAAUAGCUAAAUCAUAAUGAAGAAUAACAUGAUCAGUGAAUAUUGUGGAAAUCUUUAGAUUCACUCUGGGUGGAUUUUGUACUGUAUUUAUUACUAAUGAUGAUGCAAAAAGUUGCAUAGCUUAACCCAAACUGUUCUGUCUCUUUUUUAUUUAUUGUCUUGUAUAUGAUCUUUUUGUAUGUGUUUUUCAAAUAAACUGCCUAAAAUGCUGA